Molecule: messenger RNA, 2493 nt
Organism: Ailuropoda melanoleuca (giant panda)
Lineage: Eukaryota; Metazoa; Chordata; Mammalia; Carnivora; Ursidae
Product: neuronal acetylcholine receptor subunit beta-4
Exons: 6
Coding region: 104-1603 (499 amino acids)
Biological process (GO): monoatomic ion transmembrane transport
Cellular component (GO): postsynaptic membrane
Molecular function (GO): transmembrane signaling receptor activity; acetylcholine-gated monoatomic cation-selective channel activity
Source: RefSeq, a predicted model, not a curated record
CUCCGAGGCCCGCACAGCGCUCCCUGCCUGCUCGCGGCUCGCUGGCGCCGGGGUGCUCCGACAGCUGGGCUUGCCGCGGCUGCCUCUCCGGCCCCCGCCCGCCAUGAGGAGUGCGCAGCCCCUGGUCCUUUUCUCCCUGGUUGCCCUUUGCCGGCGCGGGGACUGCCGCGUGGCCAAUGCAGAGGAGAGGCUUGUAGAUGACCUUCUGAACAGAACCCGCUACAACAAGCUGAUCCGCCCAGCCACCAGCUCGGCCCAGCUCAUCUCCAUCCAGCUGCAACUGUCCCUGGCCCAGCUCAUCAGCGUGAAUGAGCGAGAACAGAUCAUGACCACCAAUGUCUGGCUGAAACAGGAGUGGACCGACUACCGCCUGGCCUGGAACAGCUCCCGCUACGAAGGCGUGAACAUCCUGCGGAUCCCUGCAAAGCGCAUCUGGCUGCCGGACAUCGUGCUUUACAACAAUGCCGACGGCACCUACGAGGUGUCCCUCUACACCAACGUGGUCGUGCGCUCCAACGGCAGCAUCUUCUGGCUGCCGCCCGCCAUCUACAAGAGCGCCUGCAAGAUCGAGGUGAAGCACUUCCCGUUCGACCAGCAGAACUGCACCCUCAAGUUCCGCUCCUGGACCUACGACCACACCGAGAUCGACAUGGUGCUCAAGUCGCCCACGGCCAGCAUGGACGACUUCACCCCCAGCGGCGAGUGGGACAUCGUGGCGCUGCCGGGCCGGCGGACGGUGAACCCGCGGGACCCCAGCUACGUGGACGUGACCUACGACUUCAUCAUCCGCCGCAAGCCGCUUUUCUACACCAUCAACCUCAUCAUCCCCUGCGUGCUCAUCACCUCGCUGGCCACCCUGGUCUUCUACCUGCCGUCCGACUGCGGCGAGAAGAUGACGCUCUGCAUCUCCGUGCUGCUGGCGCUCACCGUCUUCCUGCUGCUCAUCUCCAAGAUCGUGCCGCCCACCUCCCUGGACGUGCCGCUCGUCGGCAAGUACCUCAUGUUCACCAUGGUGCUCGUCACCUUCUCCAUCGUCACCAGCGUGUGCGUGCUCAACGUGCACCACCGCUCGCCCAGCACGCACGCCAUGGCGCCCUGGGUCCGGCGCUGCUUCCUGCACAAGUUGCCCGCCUUCCUCUUCAUGAAGCGCCCGGACAGCAGCCCCUCGAGGACCCCCCGGCCCAGCCAGCCUCGCCCGACCCGGUCCGAGGCCGCCGCCUCAGCCGCGAGCCCGGCCGGCGCCCCCCACCUCCACGGGAGCUCCAUGUACUUUGUGAACCCAGCGUCUGCCGCCCCCAAGUCCCCAGCCGGCUCUGGCUCCGGCUCCGGCUCCGACGCGGCGGGCACGGGCCGGGAUUUCCGGCUGAGAUCUUCCGGGAGGUUCCAGCACGAGGUGCAGGACGCACUAGAGGGUGUCAGCUUCAUUGCCCAGCACAUGAGGAGUGACGACCAAGACCAGAGUGUCGUGGAGGACUGGAAGUACGUGGCCAUGGUGGUGGACCGGCUGUUCCUGUGGGUGUUUGUGGUUGUGUGUGUGCUUGGCACGGUGGGGCUCUUCCUGCCUCCCCUAUUCCAGACCCACACGCCCUCUGAGGGGCCCUAGGCUGCCCUGCGUGCCGGGCUGCGGGGUGAGAGGACCCGAGUCCCUCGCCCGUCGACCCCACCAAACAGCCACAGCCAGGGCAGGACAGGACGGAAGCCAGGGCUGCCCUAGCUGAAGGCCUUGCAGGAACCCCAGCAGCAGGGGCUUUGGACAGCGUGACUCUGGCCAGUCUCCCUCCCUGCAAUGGGGAGAAGGACGUGCAUGGAAUCUUAUCCACAUCCCGGCCCCACGGCCACCCCGUUGCCCUCUGCUCCCCCUGCCCACAAGGUGCCCUGGGCUUCUGCCAGACCCUCCCACACUUCGGGAUCUUUUCUAGCUCAAAGCCUUUGCAAUGGCUCUACCCCCUUCCCCCAGUGCCCCCCACACUCCCCCAGUAGCUGCAGCACCCAACGCAUCCUCUGUCCCAGUGCCAUGUGCCCGAGAGGGCUUCCCAUCACCCCGCCGUCCUCCAGCCCUCCUGGGUACCAGAAGUUCUCACUGGUGCUGUCUGUUGUCCACAUCUCACCCACUCAGGGGUGAGCUCUGUGACAGCAGGAGCCUGGUCCUUCAUGUUCACACUACCCCCAGGGCCUAGGACAGCGCUCGGCACACAGCAGGUGCUUAAUAAAGGUUGAAUGAAUGAAUGCCUGAUUCCUGUUCCUUCUUCAAGCUCAGACGCCCCCCUGAGCAGCCAUCCCCGGCUCCCCUUCUGACAGAAGGACCCUCCGAGGAGCUCCACAGCCCGGGACACCUGCUGCUCACAUCAAGGCCAGGCGAGCCGCAUCCCUCACAGAUGCUCUGAUUGGUCCGCGCACUGGAUUCGCCCAGGGUCUGGCACGUGAAAUGCUCUUACAAUACUUGUGCAACAGAGAACUUUUUUUAAAUUCCAUUUUUUAAAAUUAUACAAUAAA